Messenger RNA from Huiozyma naganishii CBS 8797, 3258 nucleotides. It is a transcript of the gene RAD26, whose product is annotated as DNA-dependent ATPase RAD26. NCBI's taxonomy places the organism in Eukaryota, Fungi, Ascomycota, Saccharomycetes, Saccharomycetales, Saccharomycetaceae. Gene Ontology annotation, biological process: transcription-coupled nucleotide-excision repair. Bases 1 to 3258 code for a protein of 1085 amino acids. Gene Ontology annotation, molecular function: ATP-dependent chromatin remodeler activity; ATP binding. The transcript has a single exon. Gene Ontology annotation, cellular component: nucleus. The record is from RefSeq and is a predicted model, not a curated record.
AUGAGCAGGGAUGGUGAAAGCGACCAGAACGUUCUGGAUGAAUUAGGGCUAGUCAACGUUCUUUCGCAGCAAUCCUUGGAGCAAAGGAUAGGGAAAAACGUCGAUGACCUGACUAAUAAGAAAUUACGGGAGCAAGAGCUGCAACGACUAGAAAGGUCAAAUAAUCUCCUUGAGAAACUUCAGCAAAGAAAACAGUAUUUGGAGAGGAAACUGCAUAAUGCUACAAGAAUAUCUGUCAAAGCUCGCCUGAAAGAACAGAUCUCUGAGCUUGAGAACGGGGACAUGAGGGACGCAAAAAUAGACAUGAGAGAUGUUCAGAGAAGACUUGAGGCAUUGGAUGAAAACACGGUUGUUGAAGAUAACAAUACAAUAUCAUUUACUGGAGAUGGGAGGAAACCGGGCGAGUCAGAAACAGAAUACCUGGUUCGGAUAGGGAAAGUCACAGCAUUCGGCUCUGCGGCAGGAUUCACUAUCGAUGGUGUAGAUGACGAUAAAUACGGUGAAACAACACCCACUUUAAUAAAACAAGAGUUGAGUGGUAAUGAUCAGGCUUUUGCAAUGGCUAAUGAACAGUUGGUCGAGAACAUCGCAUCUGAGGAAUCUUCAUCGAAGGGGCAACCAAGCGACCAGGAGUAUGUAGACGACGGAACCGCCACUAUAUCGGAAGAUGACACUGGCAACGAAAAAGACUACAUAGAUAGUGGGAAUUCAUCCGCUGAAUUAGAUCUGAUACUCGCAAACACGGGCGAAGCGAAGGACGAUGGGGAUGAAAUUUACUAUCAAAAGAGAUUACGAAAGUGGAUAAAGAAGAGGUCUGUAGAUAGAAAAUAUGAUAAGUGGCCAGAUUUACCCGAGUGGAGGAAACCUCAUCCAGAUAUACCGACAGCACGAUUAAACGAUACAUUCAAAGUUCCAGGUGAGAUUCAUUCACUCUUAUUUAAUUACCAAAAGACGUGCGUUCAAUGGCUAUACGAACUAUAUCAACAAAAUUGUGGCGGUAUUGUAGGAGACGAAAUGGGUCUAGGGAAAACCAUACAAGUUAUUGCAUUUUUAGCUUCACUGCACCAUUCUGGUCUGCUCAAUGGCCCUAUCCUCAUCGUCUGCCCCGCCACUGUCAUGAAGCAAUGGUGUAAUGAAUUCCAUAUUUGGUGGCCACCCUUCAGAGCUGUCAUAUUACACUCUAUGGGGUCAGGCAUGACUCAGAAUAGAAGGACAUUAAACGAAGAGCAAUUGGAAGAGAUCAUUAUGAACUCCAACCCAGAUGACAUAAGCUAUUCUGACUUACAAAACCCAUCAAAACUGAAAACGUCUAUCGAGUCAGGAACUGCCAUAGACUCCCUUAUUGAGAAAAUUGUUAACGAUGGUCACGUAGUGAUCACAACCUACGUGGGCUUGAGAAUUCAUUCCGAUAAGCUCUUGAAAGUGAAAUGGGCAUAUGCUGUGCUGGAUGAGGGUCAUAAAAUAAGAAACCCGGAUUCAGAUAUAUCGUUGACCUGUAAGAAACUCAAAACACCCAAUAGAAUCAUCCUAUCUGGUACCCCAAUACAAAACAAUUUGAACGAGUUAUGGUCACUGUUUGACUUCAUUUUCCCGGGGAAGCUGGGAACCUUACCAGUCUUUCAGCAGCAAUUUGUCCUACCGAUAAAUAUGGGCGGAUAUGCCAAUGCUAGUAAUGUUCAGGUCCAAACGGGUUAUAAAUGCGCAGUGGCGUUGAGAGACUUGAUAUCUCCAUACUUGCUGAGACGUGUUAAGUCUGACGUCGCGAAGGAUCUACCGGAGAAAAAGGAAAUGGUACUGUUCUGCAAACUGACACAAUACCAGAAAAAUAAAUAUAUGGAGUUCCUAAACUCUUCCGAAUUAGACCAAAUAAGAGGUGGGAAAAGACAUGUCUUGUAUGGUAUUGACAUUUUGAGAAAAAUAUGUAACCAUCCGGAUCUGCUUGAGAAAAAUGAGAAGCAGAAUACGCGAGACUACGGGAACCCGAAACGGUCCGGGAAAAUGCAAGUGGUGAAACAAUUGAUUUUACUUUGGAAAAAACAAGGACAUAAAACGUUACUCUUUACACAAUCAAGACAGAUGCUGGACAUUUUGGAACGGUUUGUAUCGGUUAACGACCCCGAAUUCUCAGACAUCAGGUAUCUGAGGAUGGAUGGUACAACCAAUAUAUCAAAAAGGCAAAACUUAGUGGAUCAAUUUAACAAGGGGCCAUUUGAUUUAUUUUUGUUGACAACAAGAGUUGGGGGUCUUGGUAUCAACCUCACAGGCGCUAACCGGAUAAUAAUAUUUGAUCCCGAUUGGAAUCCGUCCACCGACUUACAGGCUAGGGAAAGGGCUUGGAGAAUUGGUCAGAAAAGAGAGGUAUCAAUCUACAGAUUAAUGGUUUCUGGGACCAUUGAGGAGAAAAUCUACCAUAGGCAAAUCUUCAAACAGUUUUUAACAAAUAAGAUCUUGAACGAUCCCAGACAAAAAAGAUUCUUCAAAAUGAACGAAUUGCAAGAUUUGUUCACCCUGGGUGGGGAUGAUGGAUUGGCCUCUGAGGAGAUGUCCCAGGAAGUGGAAAAGCUUACGAUGAAGUUGAAGAAUUCUGCCUCGGCACAAAGUGACGACCUUGAUAAAGUGGUUGAAAUUGCUGGUGUUUCCAAAUUGGAAAGUUUUUACAACGGAAAGGAACAGAAGGAAAAGGCCAAAAAUGAAGACGAGAGACUAAUUGACGGUUUACUUGGUGGAUCCAACAACAUAGAGGGGAUUUCAACCCAUGAUCAAGUGGUCCACUCCCAUAUGAGCUCUUCGAAACUAGUUACUAAGGAAGCUCAACGACUUGCUGAGGAAGCUGUGGCUGCUCUCAGAAAGUCCAGAAAUUCCACCAAGAAAUUUGACAUCGGGACACCAACAUGGACAGGAAAAUUUGGGCAAGCUGGCAAAAUUAAAAAGAGAGGAAAAGUAACCAAAAAAUCUUUGGGGUCAAAAGAAAUUUUGAAUAACAUUAGAGCUGCGAAAAAAGAAGGGGCGAACAUUGAUAACACGGACACAAAAUCUUCUUCUGUCAUUGACAGCAAUGAAAAAAUACUAGAAAAGAUCGAGAAUUAUCUAAACAGCUGUCCUGCUUAUUUUGCAUCUUCGAAGAAUAUUAUAGAGCAGCUUGGUAUUGAUUUACGAGAGAAAGAUAGCGUCGUUAAAGUACGAGCCUUGUUAAAGACUAUCUCCAGUUUUGAUAAGGAAAGGAAAGGUUGGUACCUUGAUGAGGAAUUCAGAAAUUGA